Desarmillaria tabescens is the source of this 1121-nucleotide messenger RNA. Its product is annotated as mitochondrial carrier domain-containing protein. The transcript is spliced from 7 exons. The record is from RefSeq and is a predicted model, not a curated record. Gene Ontology annotation, molecular function: guanine nucleotide transmembrane transporter activity. The coding region runs from base 92 to 988 and encodes 298 amino acids. Gene Ontology annotation, cellular component: mitochondrion. NCBI's taxonomy places the organism in Eukaryota, Fungi, Basidiomycota, Agaricomycetes, Agaricales, Physalacriaceae.
UUUCCCCUCAACAGUAAGCUCUACAGCCGUUCCUUCCGUGCUGUGUGCUCCCCCUUCUCCCUCAACUUCCUCCAUCCCCAGACGAUCCGACAUGUCUCCUCCCACAGGCAAAGGAAAAGAGUCCAAUACUGCCCGUAUCCUAGGCUCAGGAACUUCAGGCGUUGCUGAGCUGCUCGUUUUCCAUCCUGUGGACACCAUUGCGAAGCGAUUGAUGAGUAACACGUCUCAGGUCUCCUUGUCGACGUUGUCGACCAUCAUCUUCCGCGACAAGGCCACUGCUAGCCUAACCACAAAAUUCAGCUCUCUGUUCCCUGGUCUGGGCUAUGCCGCCGGAUAUAAAGUCUCACAGCGGAUAUACAAGUUCGGCGGACAGCCGUGGUUCAACGACCUCAUCUCUUCGCACUAUGGUACUCAGUUCAGGAAUACGUUCGGAGAGAGGAAGGGAAAACUGAUGAUGCAGGCCACCGCUGGAAGCUUGACGGGUAUUGGUGAAGUCGUCCUACUUCCACUGGACGUCCUCAAAAUCAAACGUCAAGUGAAUCCCGAAGCUUUCCGUGGCCGUGGAAUUCUCCGGAUCGUCAUGGAGGAGAAGGGAGCCCUCUACCGAGGAUGGGGAUGGACAAUGGCGCGGAAUGCUCCGGGAAGUUUCUCUUUGUUCGGUGCUUCCGCCUUUACCAAGGAAUAUAUCCUUGGCGUCAAAGAUUACUCCAAAGCCACCUGGACACAAAAUUUCAUUGCUUCCAUAGCUGGAGCUGUCGCCUCCAUCACCGUCGCCGCACCUUUGGAUGUCAUCAAGACCCGAAUUCAAAAUGCCAACUUUGAGCACAAAACAUCCGGAAUAACCGUCUUCAAGGAUCUAAUACGGAAGGAAGGCCCAAGUGCCUUGUUCAAGGGACUAACUCCCAAGAUUCUGGUCGUCGGUCCCAAACUGGUCUUCAGUUAUACUCUAGCGCAAUCCUUAAUUCCCCUGUUCGCUAAUUACGUUUAGAGUGCUUUUCGUCUUUUCGAGGAGCGUGCUUUCGUAUACAUCUAAUUUAUCUAGGCAAAAUAUAGAUGUAGGACCUUCGUAUGGCCUAUACAGCACCAUUUAUGAAUGUCAUGUCAUAUUACCCUGCUCACCU